Messenger RNA from Acaulospora morrowiae, 284 nucleotides. Lineage: Eukaryota; Fungi; Glomeromycota; Glomeromycetes; Diversisporales; Acaulosporaceae. The record is from the annotation of a GenBank genome assembly.
ACUUCGUUAGUGGCACAAGAAUUGCGGUAUCACAAAAGCAUGUCUAUUCAGACACGAAGAAAAUAACCGAAAAGAAUCGAAGUUUGGCGCGCAUUCAUGGUAAAAGGUUCUUUGUGCGUUGCUUGAAUCAGCAAACUUUUAUUUGUAAGGGAAUUACUAUUACCGUCAGACAUCAUCAAAAGGAAGAAACCGAUCACCAACAAUUGGCCGCGAUUAGUAAGUGCGUGAUCAUCGUCCCACCGCCAAAGGUGUCAAGUUCAUUCCCGGCAGAUAUUACGUCAUGA